Lineus longissimus is the source of this 1440-nucleotide messenger RNA. Its product is annotated as fibrillin-1-like. The transcript has 12 exons. The record is from RefSeq and is a predicted model, not a curated record. The coding region runs from base 1 to 1440 and encodes 479 amino acids. Gene Ontology annotation, molecular function: calcium ion binding. NCBI's taxonomy places the organism in Eukaryota, Metazoa, Nemertea, Pilidiophora, Heteronemertea, Lineidae.
AUGGCGAAUAUUGUCUGUGACUGUAAGAGUUACUUCGACUUGGACGCCGAUAACCAAACAUGCAUAGCCGAUAUCCCCUGCUCUUCAAACAAUGGGACGGGACCUUGCCUCGACAAUAAUACCAUGUGCUACGAGAUGAACGGGACAGAGACAUGCACCUGUAAACUUGGUUACGUGCCCACCACCAAUACAUCGUGUGAGGCCGGCAACCCGUGUGCGAAUGUCACAACACACUACUGCGAUCCGAAUGCAAUCUGCAACAAGACUGUCGCAGAUGGGCCUGGAUUUAUCUGCACCUGUAAGACGGGGUAUGGCGGCAAUGGGACAACCUGUUAUGGGUGCAAGCUAGGGUACGCGGGUGAUGGAGAGGGGUGUUCGGACAUCGAUGAGUGUGUUGCAAACGGUGGCACAAUGAACCAGUGUUCACCAAAUGCUACGUGUAACAAUACCGUGGGAUCAUACGAGUGUGCCUGCAAGAGCGGGUUCAGCGGUGACGGGAAAAUAUGUAACGACAUCGAUGAGUGUGUUGCAAACGGUGGCACAAUGAACCAGUGUUCACCAAAUGCUACGUGUAACAAUACCGUGGGAUCAUACGAGUGUGCCUGCAAGAGCGGGUUCAGCGGUGACGGGAAAAUAUGUAACGACAUCGAUGAGUGUGUUGCAAACGGUGGCUCAAUGAACCAGUGUUCAAAACAUGCUAAGUGUAACAAUACCGUGGGAUCAUACGAGUGUGCCUGCAAGAGCGGGUUCAGCGGUGACGGGAAAAUAUGUAACGACAUCGAUGAGUGUGUUGCAAACGGUGGCACAAUGAACCAGUGUUCACCAAAUGCUACGUGUAACAAUACCGUGGGAUCAUACGAGUGUGCCUGCAAGAGCGGGUUCAGCGGUGACGGGAAAAUAUGUAACGACAUCGAUGAGUGUGUUGCAAACGGUGGCACAAUGAACCAGUGUUCACCAAAUGCUACGUGUAACAAUACCGUGGGAUCAUACGAGUGUGCCUGCAAGAGCGGGUUCAGCGGUGACGGGAAAAUAUGUAACGACAUCGAUGAGUGUGUUGCAAACGGUGGCACAAUGAACCAGUGUUCACCAAAUGCUACGUGUAACAAUACCGUGGGAUCAUACGAGUGUGCCUGCAAGAGCGGGUUCAGCGGUGACGGGAAAAUAUGUAACGACAUCGAUGAGUGUGUUGCAAACGGUGGCACAAUGAACCAGUGUUCACCAAAUGCUACGUGUAACAAUACCGUGGGAUCAUACGAGUGUGCCUGCAAGAGCGGGUUCAGCGGUGACGGGAAAAUAUGUAACGACAUCGAUGAGUGUGUUGCAAACGGUGGCACAAUGAACCAGUGUUCACCAAAUGCUACGUGUAACAAUACCGUGGGAUCAUACGAGUGUGCCUGCAAGAGCGGGUUCAGCGGUGACGGGAAAAUAUGUAACGGUUAG